GAACAAUACUCAAAAUAGCGGAGUAUCUGAACGCCUAAAGUCCCGAGGUUUGCGCAACAUUUGGGAAUUGCAAGGCGUGGAUGCACAUGGAUUGGAAGGAUACAAUGGAAACACCAGAUGGGAACGGCAAGGAGCAGGGUAGUGAUAUGGUGGCCGAUCAUAAUAGCUCAAACACGGAAAAAGUUACCACUGGCGUCAAGACGUUGAACUCGACCUCGCAGAAUCCAGAAACGCCGCGGGAGGGUUGUGGAAACCGAAGGCCAAGAACCAUGAUAUGGGAAUCACUUUAUGGAGUCGGUCUAUAUGGGCUGGGGAACUCGCCAAUGAAGGGCAAGCCGGCACUGUCCAGAACAGAUGAUGUUGCCCAAAACGAAGCUCCAGACAUCAACACAAGUCUGGCACAGAGCUGUUCAAUAAACGGGGAAAAGUCUUCCAGCACCAGUACCGUAUCAGUAUUAGAAGGAAAUAAGACGGCAAAUGACUCCGGGGAUACCCUAUUGGAGCCUCCAGUAACCAAGGAGGUGCUUGCUGAGUUGGAAAUCGCAAUGGUUAUCAGCAAUCCGAAAUUCCGGCAUGAUUUUAACUUCGGCUGCAAAAUCCCAUACGUUCCAAAGCGGCGGAAGCAGAAAUCAGAUGAAUUUUGGCGCACUCUCCAGCUCCAGAUAUCAGAGCUUUGGUCGGACCGUGAAGCAUUCAUAGCGAAGCAUCCUGGUAACACCUGGACAUUACCACUAUUAUUGAAGGCGAUUGGCGAAAUACUCACAGAAUUACUGCCGCAAAGAGACAGUUCUCUGAUCGAAGAGACCCUAGAUGUCGAUUUACUUAUGCAACAAUUGACAAAAGGCCAAUUGAACUUGGGGCAGCUUGCAGACUUUUUCUCGGAGACGCUGAGAAAGCAUUGUACUCCUGAGCGUGAUUGUGACGUCUUUGAGAUGGCCAAACAAUUAACGACCGGGUUCCGUAGUGGUAAUGUCGACAUUCUAGUAGAUGGUUUGGUGCAGCUCCUUACAACCAUCGAAGCAAUGAGACUGGAUGUUACCAAUCACCAAAUUAACCACCUAACUCUCAUCCAAAGCUUCGUUAGCUUCCAGCAAACAAAUUUUUUAAGGAUGAUUCCAACAGGAGAUAUCGAUAUUUAUGAGUCCUAUGCCUGGUUUGACUCAUAUCGAAUCCCAGAUGAGAUUACGGCACUCUGUCGUGAAUGGGGGAUCUGGAAAUUCUUCCGUGCAUUUGUAGAUCUGCUUCGCCAUUCCAACAGGGAGGCCCCUAUACCCGAUACACUACAGUUGGAUAAUGAGCGAAUUGCGGAUCUACGCAUGAAGUUGCUCAGUGCCGUCAACAUACACGUUUGUAUGACUUUCUUCAAUAUAAUCGAUCAAACGGUCAUCUCACCGAAAAUUUCGGCCAGCGAAGGCCGUAUCCACGCGUCUUCUCAGCUGCACUCUGACUCGAACACAAUCGAACACAACCGUAGGGUCGACCAUGUGCGUUCCACUUUACAUGCGAUUGUAGACGACUACUCGAAUCCUGACAUCGACUCAUCUCCUCCCCCAACCUCAUCGCCGCUAGACUUUGACCCAUGGAAGGUUGCUGCUCCCUCACUGGCGCUUGAGAUGCUACGAAAAGCCAAUGGGUCUCUUUCCAAUCCAUACUUCGAGAAGUCCUUCAUCGCAUCAUUAUCCAACCUUUCAAACCCAGUCUUCAAAGAAAGCGAACGUGUUAUAGUUGCGCAGUUGGGGGAGCUUGUUCAGGAAUAUGUGGACGCAUGGCAACCACUCGACAGCGUGGCUCUAUACAAAGUGGCUCCAGUAUGUCCAAGGGGAUGUAAGAUGCAUGGCAAAUCCAUAGAAUUCGAGCCUUUGGACGAAAUUGCGAGGGUCAUAGCUUAUUUGGGAUUUUGCACUGGAAUGUUUGGGGAAAGAUCGUGUACUUGGUUAAUCCCAACGAGCACCCCCACCACUCGAGUGAGAUAGACUGGGAUACCGUGGAAUUUACCAACGGAAGAUAGUCUGUCAACAAUCAGGAUGGAUAUUCAAGCAGCAUCCGUCCCCGCUUGAUGAAGUGGCGAAUACUCAUAUAUAUCAAGGAGAGGGGUGACUGCCACAAUGCUUGACGGCUGCGGAGGGCGUUCCAAAUAACACAGGUUGAGGCCUCCCCAUCGCACAACCCAGGAAGUCGCCGCGGCCAACGACACAACAGAACUAUUUGGCGUGUGGUAAUGGGAUAGAGGGUUAGGCUGAUGAAUCCUGAGAGAAGUAGUCAGUCUAACCCUAGAGUAUGCUGCUGGGCACGAUUUCAAACCAUUCUAUCCACAGCGGAGAGCCUCUCGAUGGAGUCUGGGGCUUUUAUGUCAGUUGCUUUGUCGAAUGUGCCGUCGUACAGCAAGGCCUAUAUUUUUGUAUGACUUACACAGGGGAGCACUAUUCACUGGAUUCCGCGCUUAUUGAACCGAUAACCAGGAGUUUCAUGUAUUUACGGUGUGCUGUGUAUUCUACCGACGGAUGAUGUCAGAUGGCCACAAAUGACUCUAUUUCCUUGGACAUGGAGAUCCUGCAGGUCAGAUUAAUUUGAUUUCCGAAAAGUAAGAGUCUGGCAGAACUCUUGAGCAUUAUAAUAGCUCUUUAAGGAGAACAAAGAGUCGAGGGGAAAAAUGGGCACAAUAUAUGAGA
Messenger RNA from Pseudogymnoascus destructans, 2669 nucleotides. RefSeq lists its product as uncharacterized. The transcript has 2 exons. NCBI's taxonomy places the organism in Eukaryota, Fungi, Ascomycota, Leotiomycetes, Thelebolales, Thelebolaceae. Bases 81 to 1973 code for a protein of 630 amino acids. The record is from RefSeq and is a predicted model, not a curated record.